Messenger RNA from Abrus precatorius (Indian licorice), 387 nucleotides. RefSeq lists its product as uncharacterized. Bases 1 to 387 code for a protein of 128 amino acids. The record is from RefSeq and is a predicted model, not a curated record. The transcript is spliced from 2 exons. NCBI's taxonomy places the organism in Eukaryota, Viridiplantae, Streptophyta, Magnoliopsida, Fabales, Fabaceae.
AUGACGCCAUUUGAGGCUCUGUAUGGACGGAGAUAUAGGACUCCUUUGUGCUGGUAUGAGAAUGGAGAGGUCUCACCUGUGAUCGGAGUUGGAAGAGCUUUGAAAUCUCGGAAGCUAUCUCCUAAGUUCAUUGGGCUAUUCAAAGUGCUGAGUAGAAUUGGUCUUGCAGCUUACCGGAUAGUGUUGCCUCCAAAUCUCUCGAAUCUACACCCAGUAUUCCAUGUGUCACAACUCAAGCAGUAUGUGUCAGAUCCUUCCCAUGUGAUUGAUCUUGACUCGAUUCAAGUGAAAGAAGACUUGUCUUAUGACGUGUAUCCGACGAGGAUAACGGACCACCGUGUUAAAAAGCUGAGGGGCAAGGAGAUCUCAUUGGUGAAGGUGAUAUGA